This is a messenger RNA of Nerophis lumbriciformis (worm pipefish), 1429 nucleotides long. RefSeq names its product cysteine and glycine-rich protein 1-like. Gene Ontology annotation, biological process: sarcomere organization; muscle tissue development. Gene Ontology annotation, molecular function: actinin binding; structural constituent of muscle. Gene Ontology annotation, cellular component: Z disc; nucleus; cytoplasm. The record is from RefSeq and is a predicted model, not a curated record. Lineage: Eukaryota; Metazoa; Chordata; Actinopteri; Syngnathiformes; Syngnathidae.
GAAAAAAAACAGCAAACCCUCAACGUCACAUGACCUCCCUGACUCCUCCCACUCAUCAGACUGGGGUCCUUCAAGGCUCCCUCGGUCUUGGCUGCCAGUGGACGUCUCUCCUGCGAGCCGACCAGCAGACCUCAGCAUCAGUGCAGAAUGCCACUCGGAGGAGGCAACAAGUGCGGCUGCUGCCAGAAAACGGUCUACUUUGCAGAAGAAGUGCAGUGUGAAGGGCAGAGCUGGCACAAAUCCUGCUUUCGCUGCAUGGUGUGCAAGAAGAACCUGGACAGCACCACAGUGGCCGUGCACGUGGACCAGAUCUACUGCAAGUCCUGCUACGGCAAGAAGUACGGGCCCAAAGGCUACGGCUACGGAGGAGGAGCAGGAACCCUCAACAUGGACACGGGAGAGAGACUGGGAAUCCAGCAUGAAGCAGAAUCUCCACACCGUCCUACCAAUAACCCCAACACCUCCAAGUUUGCCAUGAAAGCCAGCAGCUCUGACGCGUGCCCACGAUGCGAAAAAACCGUGUAUGCGGCCGAGAAGGUCAUUGGCGCCGGCAAAUCGUGGCACAAAGGUUGCUUCCGUUGUGCCAACUGCGGAAAAGGACUGGAGUCUACCACGCUGGCUGACAGGGACGGUGACAUCUACUGUAAAGGUUGCUAUGCCAAGAACUUUGGUCCCAAAGGGUUUGGUUUUGGUCAAGGUGCCGGAGCCCUGGCUCACUCCCAGUAAAGCCAGGACCCACUCCACGUCUCCGGGUUGUUGGACUGAGCUUCUUCUCCUCCACGUGUGAACCUUCCUACUUGUGUGUGUCCAAGUUCACUUCUAUUGCACCUUCUCUCAGAACACUUCCCUCGGCACAAGACGAAAAAAUAUAUUGACCAUACACCGAUACUACUCUUGGUAUCGUUAGUGUUGAUUGAUACUGUUUGGAGUCAAAAGCUUAGUGGUUAGUGAUGCUUCUUGGUAUCAUCCUGUUGUGUGUAGUGUAGCAUGUUUAACUACUCUCUGUCCUGAUAAUGUUACGUGUAAAAACAUCAUUUCCACUAAGUAGCUGCACUGUUGAGGAAUGUUAGUCCCGAGCUUGCUGGCAAGAUGCUACCUUGCUAUUUGCCGAUGUCAGAUGUGCAGGACUAGAAUGUGCCGUCAACAUGCAUGAUCAGCAAUAUUACAUGAUAAUAUAUUUUAUUGCACAACCCUUCUGUUAAGGUCAAAUGUAGUUCUAGAAAUAUUCAUAAAAAAACACUCGACUGAUUUUGGAAUCACUUCGGAAGAGAAGGUUUGUAAGGUCGAGUCCUGACCACCACUUCACUGAUCUUGACAUUCCUGCCUUGUCUUCUUCAUCUGGAAGCUGCUCUGCUUUAGUGCGUCACAUGUCACAUGUCAUCUUGGUGACACUAAAUAAAUAUCCUGAGUCAGCACUCUUUCAUUCCAA